Messenger RNA from Galendromus occidentalis (western predatory mite), 4908 nucleotides. RefSeq lists its product as uncharacterized. The transcript has 10 exons. The record is from RefSeq and is a predicted model, not a curated record. Lineage: Eukaryota; Metazoa; Arthropoda; Arachnida; Mesostigmata; Phytoseiidae. The coding region runs from base 1 to 4908 and encodes 1635 amino acids.
AUGGCAUCGUGGAAGAAUAGCAGAUAUUCGUCGAGUAGUUAUAUCGGCCCAUCAUCGACGUACUCAUACGUCAGCCGGUACCGGGACACUCCUUGGUCUUCGUACUAUACGAGCGCGCCUCGUAACAAUUGGUACGAGGCGUACAGACCUACCGUGAGGCAGAGACCGAGGUUCCCGUCGGAAUAUACGCCAACAAGCUCGCGGCGAUCGAGUGCCGCCGCAAUUUCGCCGAGCCAGUCCAUUUCGAAGCGCGGAACCAUAAACCGACAGCGAAAAACCAUAAAGUUUGUGGAUCCUAAACGGAAAGAUUCGAUACCUCUGGAUUUGACUCGUAUCCGUAGACUGAGCGACGCGAUUACUGAUUCGCAAAACGACGAAACUGGUGGAAAGGAAGCCGACCGAGAAGUCGCUCCGACGCAGACGAGCGAUGUCUCUGGGCUCAUACCGAGCUCGAACACCAGUUGUUCAACAGAGGUCUUGGUAGCGGUGUCGAAAAUCUGUGAUAAAAAGUUUGAGUUGGAAACGAAGAAAUUCCCUCAGCAUUCGGCGGAUGCAGCUCACGAUGAUUCAAUGCCAUCGCAGACCCUCAGAACAGUUGAAAUCUCCCGAGACGAAAAGGCGAACGGUGGAAAAGUCGCGGUUGAAAACCAACGUACUCAGGGAAAUAAUGAAACGAAAAAAGAGACUAAGCCUCAGUCGACGACCAACAAACGGACAUCGGAGGUAGGGCCUGGCGUUGACAAGAAGAAAGGUCACGCUCCUUUACCCCGGCUUAUAGCCGAGACUGCAAGUGCCGCAGAAAUCGUUGGAGCGAUGCCGUCUGGGUCCAACAAGGCGGCGAAUGACUCUUCCGGAAAAGGAUCGAAAUCAGAUAUCGGAAUGAAAGCCACCGUUACGCUUCAAGGGAGUCCACAGCCUGUAGAGGAAGCGAAAUGUUCCGCGCAAGAACAUUCGACUAGUAGAGCAGCGCCCGAGUCUGAUGUGGAAUCCUUAGCGGGUGGAACGACUCGGGUUAACAAGAAUCAAGGGAAGAAGGUCUUGAAUGAAACCAAGCCGGAUCCUGCUUUCGACACCGGACUCAAACACAAGAAGAAUAAGGCAGCUAAAGUGAUAAGUCAAAACGAUACCACGGCGGCGAGUCUCGAACCAGGCCACAUUGGAAACCGUCCUAGGCCACCAGGAGACCAGCAGGUCCGCAGCGGAUGCGAGGGCAUCGGGUCCUCUGGCGGGAAGCUCGGACCAGAGGAACAUGCAGUUCUCGAUCGAAGAGAGUCGCAAGUGGGAGCAGGCCCGAUCCCCAUCGAGAUGCCUGCGCAGAUGGGGACUCGAGCACCGGAGCAAGGGAUCGUAGAAGACCGCUCUCGCGAGCUUGUGGAAAGGAGAGGGGGAGCGAAGAGCUCUGAAUCGAGGGAGAGGGGCAGACUUGCUGAUAACGAUGAGCGACAUAAAUCCGACCCUCCAAAGGAGCUUCUGCGACCAGAGACUGCGGCGAAAUCCAUCGGAUCUGGCGACGGCGAUUCGCGCCCAGCUAACGAAAUAGAAUCCGUUCAAGUUCACGACGGGGUCAGAGCCAUUUCUAAGGCAGCCGACUUGUUGCUCCAAACCGAGGAGCCGGGCGCUCCCCCGAGCAGAGUCCAUGAGAACGUCACGGGAACAGCGAAGAAACUUACGGCAGCCGGAAAACUCGAGACUGAACACGAUCAAGUUCCGGGUGAUCUCGACAAGGUCAGCGUCAAACCGCGGGGAGCUGUAGGGAAGGCGAAGAAGAUCGAUGUCAAAACUCCGCAUGCCGCAGCAGAUCUGAAUGAGUGCAGAAAGUUUGAGGCUUACGGGAAGCCAUCAGAGGCGAAGGAUCUCACUAAACCCAGAAGGCAGCCAGGGGGGAGAGCCGAACUUUCGGAAACCUCGACGGGACGGAGUGGUUCCUCGGCGCAAAUGAAGCCUGCGGCUCGUCUUUCGGAAGAAGCAAUGUCGCCGCCGGAACUCCCCCAGUCAGACCCAUCCGCACAGAAACCUUUGAUUACUCCCGUCAGAUCUAAGAAGCAAUAUAAGAACCUGGAGAAUGCUCCCGGAAAUGGAGAAGGGUCUUCGGAGAAUCCUCGGGAGGCAGUCGUGCCUCUGAAACCACGGGGAUCCGGAGAAGCGAUUCAUGACGCCAGAAAGAAGCCUGAGAACGAAAAUGACCCCCACCGUGGAGAAGAAGAGCGAACGGACCCAUCCGUGAGAAAAUCAAUGCUAAGAGGGACCAGAGGCAGACCUAAAUCCGAAGAGAGGAAUAUUGUCGAGAAAUGUGAAGCACCUCUCGCUGCCUCCACAGGGGAAGGUAAAACCAGGUUUAAAGGGGAUCCGGGGAAACCGGAAGAACAGUCACAGAACCCGGAGAAAUCGGUAAAAAUUCCGAGAAAUCAAGCGGCAGGAGAGAAAACGAAAAUAGGUGUAAAAGAAGACGAGCUGGAAGAAACACGUCAGCUUCCCGGAAGAACGGAGAGAAUCCCAGAGACCGGAGCGACAGGGAACAAACGGGAAAUCGGAGGAAAAUCUGGAAAACCGGGGUAUGUUUCCGGAGGCGUCGAGAAAUCGCCAAAGAUGGCUGGAAGCUCAGCUGCAGAGACGAAGAAAAAAACCGGAGAGCAUAUCAAAAAGUCCGAGGGAGCAAUCAUCAAGGCUUCCGAGAAACAGGAAUCAACUCCCAAUUCUCGAGAGUUCGUCAAGGACGGUGUGGGGAAUAGCGAAAGAGACCGCGAAUCUCUCGCAGACUCCCAGCAAACCGAGAAAAAUGCGGAACGCUCCGACGCUGAGGUCCCGUCAAGAAUGGCUGCCGUCCCAUUGAGCUCUGACUUGAAAUCGGCAACCGCGAGUAGUGUCGCUUCGGCUGGAGGGAACGAACAAAUAGAACACCCAAAUGAAGUCCAGAAUGCUGGGGGAAGAACAAACCCUACGAAGAAGAAAGGUAAAAAAGCGAAGGACAAUAUCGAAGCGAAACCUGUGUCUGACGGCAGACUUGAGAGCUCACAGAUUUCUGCUACCAAAGAAAGUCCUGUACCUGCUUCUGGAGAGCCCAGAAAAACUGAUGAUGCGUCGGCUCACUCCGAAUCGGUUGGAGCCGAUCCGGAUUCGGCCCCUGUCUCGCGAAAAAAUCUCGAAGGAGUCGUCGCGCAGAAACAGCAUUGCGAACCAAAAGAAGUCCAUGCGAAAAACGGCGAACAGAUAAUCCAGGGGGGAUCGUCGAUGCUCGUCGGAGCAUCCGGUAAAGAUUCCGGGACCCCAGGUUUUCAAGCCGAUGUGAUUGAAACGAUUCCCGUUCCCGUGGACAUUAUCGCACAGGCAUCACUCGGAGCGACGAAUGACGGGAAGACCGCGCUGCCGGUCGAACAAGAGGCUAAUGAAAACCGGUGGACGUCAGGUAUCGUGAGGAAUGAGAUCGUCCACUCGGCGAGUAUAGACUGCCUGCUGCCAGUCCACGACGAUGAUGCGACCCUAUCCGGGACGAAGGGUAAAUCUCCUCCCGAAAUUCCUAAGAAGCCGUCAAUGACCCCUGAAAUUAGAGCCAAUAUCCAGGACCGGGACAAGCAACCUGUCGGCUGCGAUGCGCGGAACAUUCCACUGUCCCAGAAUGGUUCAAGGAAGACACACAGUGAGGUUGAGAGCUUUGAUGACGACGAAGACGCCAAAUCCCUCAAGGACUCGCUCUGCGACAGAGUUAAAGCGGUGAAACCGCCGAAAGCGAUUCCGGUUCCCGAUCUGCAAGCUUCGCAUCUUGGAACUCUCCCCAAGGAUCAGCAAAUGGCCCUAGAAUCCCGUUUGCCAAGAGCGCAUGCGAGCGACAAAGCUGUCGUGGAGCGCAGGGCCACGGACGAGAUUCUUAGACCAAGGACCGUCGAUCAACCGGUGGUGAUUCGCUUCAGGAAGUAUUCCCUCUUAGAUUUUCACUUGCUCAAGGUACUCGGGAAAGGAAGCUUCGGGAAAGUGUUCCUGGUCGAGCUCAGAGACGUGCCGAUUUACUUUGCUAUGAAGUGCCUCAAGAAGGACGUGGUCCUGGAAGACGAUGACGUGGAAUGCACGCUCGUCGAACGUCAAGUUCUCUCACUGGGAUCGCACAAUCCUUUCAUUUGCAAAUUAUUCUGUACUUUCCAAACGGAGUCGCAUCUCUUCUUCGUGAUGGAAUUCCUCCGGGGCGGGGAUCUCAUGUUCCACGUCCAGAACGAAGGUAGUUUCACAGAGGAUCGAGCAAGGUUCUACGGUGCGGAAAUCGUCUGCGCUUUGAAAUUCUUGCAUCGACGAGGAAUCGUUUAUCGGGAUCUCAAAUUGGACAAUGUUUGCUUGGAUGGAGAGGGUCACAUUCGACUCAUCGAUUUCGGGAUGUGUGUGCCGCGAGUGUAUCGUUACGAACCGACAGCUUUCUGCGGCACCCCAGAAUACAUGGCACCGGAGGUAAUCGAGGGCAAGCACUACAAUUACGCGGUCGAUUGGUGGUCUUUCGGCGUCGUGAUGUACGAAAUGCUCCGUGGUCGGUCCCCGUACACCGGUUGCGAUGAGGACGAGCUCUUCUGGAAUGUUAUGAACACCGAGGUCGAGUACCCAAAGUACUUCACUCGCGAAGCCAAAGAUCUCAUAAAGAAUCUGCUGCAAAAGGAACCCGAACGACGACUUGGAGUCCCGGAGAGCGGUCAGGGUGAUAUCAAAGAUCACGGCUUUUUUUACGGGAUUAGCUGGAGCCACGUAGAGAAGAAACAGCUCACACCCCAGUUCCGGCCCUUCAACCACGGAGCGAAUGACGUCUCGAACUUCGACGAAGAUUUCACGAGGGAACCUGCGGUUCUGACUCCAGUCGCCGAGGAUGUGCUCGCGACGAUGGAUCAAGAACUCUUCAAGGAAUUCAGCUACACCAAUCCAAAUAUGACCACAUGA